Molecule: messenger RNA, 1571 nt
Organism: Dipodomys spectabilis (banner-tailed kangaroo rat)
Lineage: Eukaryota; Metazoa; Chordata; Mammalia; Rodentia; Heteromyidae
Gene: Rtn4ip1
Product: reticulon 4 interacting protein 1
Exons: 9
Coding region: 355-1545 (396 amino acids)
Cellular component (GO): mitochondrion
Molecular function (GO): zinc ion binding; oxidoreductase activity
Source: RefSeq, a predicted model, not a curated record
GAGUUGGAAGCCUCUGCUUCCGCUUUGCUUCGGGGUGGCCCGCACUGGUCCCGCCGUGGGGCCACGGACCAGACCCGGAGCAGGACGUUUCUUUCUUUCUUUUUAGGGGAGGGGGGAUGUCAGGGAGGGAGGAGAACGGACGGAAUCCUGGUGGAACGUGAAUCGGCGCGUUUCUCAUGCCAAGUGCGGAAUAGUAAUUGCACGUUCUUUCUUUAGUUGUCCCAUCUGGUUACUUCAUGUUUGAGUGAAUGCUCAGUGUUGAACACGGUCUAGGGUGUUUGGAAGAAGGCCCUACUUUAGGGGUGAACAUUUGAGUGCAUUUUAUUGGAGAACCCAGUGCCACCACUGUUUACCAUGGAAGUUUUGAAGACUUGCCUCCUUAGAAGAAAUGCUGGUGUCGCGGCCUGUUUCUGGAGAAGCAAAGCUGUACCCAAGUCUUUGAUUAGGAAGAUUAGUACUACCUCUCCAAGGAACAGUGUCAUGCCCGCUUGGGUGAUAGAUAAAUACGGGAAGAAUGAAGUCCUUCGAUUCACAGAGAAUAUGAUGCUACCUGUCAUCAACUAUCCAAAUGAAGUUAUUAUCAAGGUCCAUGCUGCCAGUGUAAAUCCUAUAGAUGUUAAUAUGAGAAGUGGCUAUGGAGCAACAGCUUUGAAUAUGAAGCGUGAUCCUUUACACAUAGGAACCAGAGGAGAGGAAUUUCCUCUGACUCUGGGUCGGGAUGUCUCUGGUGUGGUGAUGGAGUGUGGACUGGACGUGAAGUACUUCAAGCCUGGAGAUGAGGUCUGGGCUGCAGUUCCUCCUUGGAAACAAGGCACCCUCUCAGAAUUUGUUGUAGUCAGUGGGAAUGAGGUUUCUUUCAAGCCCAAAUCCCUCACCCAUACUCAAGCUGCCUCUCUGCCAUACGUGGCCCUCACAGCCUGGUCUGCCAUAAACAAGGUCGGUGGCCUGAAUGACAAGAAUUGCAUAGGAAAACGUGUUUUAAUCUUGGGUGCUUCGGGUGGAGUUGGUACUUUCGCAAUACAGAUAAUGAAGGCUUGGGGUGCUCAUGUGACAGCAGUUUGCUCUCAAGACGCCAGUGAGCUUGUAAAAAAACUUGGGGCAGAUGAUGUCGUUGAUUACAAGUCUGGAAGUGUGGAAGAGCAGUUGAAAUCCUUAAGACCGUUUGAUUUUAUCCUUGAUAAUGUUGGUGGAUCCACCGAAAAAUGGGCUCUAAAUUUUCUCAAGAAAUGGUCAGGAGCCACCUAUGUGACUUUGGUGACUCCUUUCCUCCUGAACAUGGACCGACUGGGCAUAGCAGAUGGCAUGUUGCAGACAGGAGUCACCAUGGGUACCAAGGCAUUAAAGCAUUUCUGGCAAGGAGUCCAUUAUCGCUGGGCCUUUUUCAUGGCCAGUGGUCUAUAUCUAGAUGAAAUUUCAGAAUUGGUGGAUGCUGGAAAGAUUCAGCCAGUUAUUGAACAAACCUUCCCUUUUUCCAAAGUUCCAGAAGCCUUCCUGAAGGUGGAAAGGGGACAUGCACGGGGAAAGACUGUAAUUAAUGUCAUUUAAAUAAAUACAGUAUACAGUUUUGUGAA